Messenger RNA from Syngnathus typhle (broad-nosed pipefish), 4970 nucleotides. RefSeq names its product transcription factor SPT20 homolog. Bases 1704 to 2684 code for a protein of 326 amino acids. The record is from RefSeq and is a predicted model, not a curated record. Lineage: Eukaryota; Metazoa; Chordata; Actinopteri; Syngnathiformes; Syngnathidae. The transcript has a single exon.
GAUGCCCAAACGGAAUUUUGCCAGAUAAAAGAAUCCGGUGGUUAUUCUAAGGCCCUCCAGCAUGCUCGUGUGUUUUUCACUUGACCAGUCGACAUCUUUGGUAGGUGGCCAUCACUGUUAAGGUGUUUUGUGGAGCUUUUUAAAACAGGUUUACAAUAUUUAAUGUAUUUUUCUUGGUCACUGCGUCAAAUCAAGAUUAUCGGUUUAAGUGAGUUUCAAAACAUAUCUUCAUUUUGGCACCAUCUUGACACUAGCUUUUGUAAUAUGGCAAAAAAAUUCCCUCUCCACUUUUUUGAAAACCAAAUUCCAAGAAAAAUAGUCUCGUGACUGAUUGAAUUGCCUCAAAGGAAAUCUUUUUUUGCAUGGAACAAAAAUAUUUACUACUCUUGGAAAUCUAUCAUAAUAAAUAAUAAUAAUUAAAAAAAACAGCAACAAGAAAAGAGGAUUAAGACUGUGUCCACUUAGAGAAAACAACAAAAACAAAGAAAUAAAAAAAUCUCCACGGGGUAUCUUCCACUCCAAAGACAACAACAUUAAGAUUUUAAUCUUUUUGUGCUUUGUCAGCCUGCACAAACAUAUCAAUUGUGCAAUUUGCCUUCCUUGCACAAGCCACAUGAAUGUUGACAUCCCCAUUCAUAUGCCUUGCACACUCCUGUCCCGAAACUAAAGUGACAUAGAGCAUGUGCGUACUGUCCAAGUCAAGCCUGGCUCACCCUUAUGUGUUUAGUUUUGGUUACUACGAGGCAGUUGUGUAAACAAAUCAGGGAGAUGAUCACAGCCCUACAUGGCAGUCGGGAAACUAAGUGCGGACAUCAAGCUUUAGGAAAGUGUUGUGAGGAAGAAAAAGCCAAGCCACUUUUUCAAUGGCAUGAAGUAAAAGUACUGGAAGAUUUUUUUUUCCACGUGUAUUUUACUUCAUUAUUUAUAUUUCUCGCAAUUUUCAGUUUUAAUUGGCAACAUUUCCUAAAUCACUCUUUGUUAUUCUUAAAGGAGAAGCCAACCCCAAUUUUUUUUGUUCUGCGUAGCCCAACUAGUCAAAACACAUUCUGAUUAAUAUUUUAUAUUAAGUUUGUUUGUGGCAGGUUAUAUUAUAAUUCUGCAAAGACAUUUCAUCACGGCACUAGUUUCACUGGUGCUUAUAAAUUUAUAAAAAAAAUUAGAAACAAUAUAAAUAUACUUUUAAACAUUUUAGUGCACUUUUGUCUUUGUUACUCCCUGUCUAUCUUCAGUGUAUUGUCUGUGCAUAGAAUGAUUGCUGUUCUGUAUGAUAACUAAUACCGAGACAAGCGUUUCCAUUGGCUGGCCACGUUAUCAUGCGGAUGCAGUCAUUCCUGGUGUGAAGUCUUGUCAAAUGUCAAAAUGCCAUGCAAAUAUUCAUGCAAUUUUUAUUUUUUGCUCAAAUAUUUUCACUUUUUUUACUGUCACAGUCUUGGUUGCUACUGUUCUGUGUUACUUUUUUAUGCGAUGUUAAUAUCAGUAAAUUCCUCCCCAAUUUUAUUUGUACUCUUUGCAAUAAAAUAAUAAGCUUAAAACACACAUGAAACUAAUUAUAAUAAGAUGUUUUAACAAAUAUUACACUUGCUAGGCGAUUGAGCAAGCAGUUGUCCUGAAUGUGACUUUCCUUUUGAGUUGCACCUUCACCCUGUCAGAAUCUUCCCGAACCCACUUCCUCCUUGUCCUUGUGCCACCCGUUCAGUUUCUGCAUGCAUCUAACCGAUGCACAAAGUGAUCUUGAAUGUCUCACAGGAGACAGGAAGAGAGAAGAAGUGGCUGAAUGGCUGCAGACAUGCUCCCUGGAAGACCACCGGAACCAGAACCAUUCCACCGCCCUUCCCAUAGCCAACGGUCACUACCUGGCGCUGGUUCCAGGCAACAGGAGGCCCAUCGACCCAACUGUUGCGGCGCAGUUUGCUCAAAUUGAACAACCUUACAUCGAUGAGUACGGUGCUUUGCACGGGGAGCAAUUGCGCAGGCUCCAGCAUCACCAGGAGAAGCUUCAAGAAAUGCACCACCGCCAAGAACAAGAGAGACAGAAGAAGCAGUGGUUGGAGGAGGAGCGGCUCCGGCUUGAGCAGCAGAAGCAGCUGGAGAAACAGAGAAGGGAACUUCUGCAGCUGCAGCUGCAACAGCAGCAGCAAGAGCAUCGCCAACGCAGGCAGGUUCUACAGUGGCAACUGGAGCUGGAGCAGCAGUACCGCAUUCAGCAGAAACAGAUCCAACAACAGCAGCAGCUGAGAAGAAGUCCGACCGGAGUCAUGCUCUCGCCAUCUUCCGGUUUGUGCACCAUCUACGAAGCCAUGGAGACCAGCGACGAGGACGAUGACGCCAGAGUAGAACGUAACAGGAACAUGCAAGGACGGAGGAUGAUGAUGAUGCGAGACUUCCAGGAACAUCCAUUCCCUCCCCAAGAAGCCGAGUGGAACCAAAAGGUGGACAUUGUUCAACAGCUUAUCAACCAAACACUGAUGUUGUCUGAAAAUGGAGACUGUCCACCCCUCCUUCUCCUACCUGUGGGGACAGGUGGAACUUUGAAUCGCCUCGAUAGCAGCAAGUGGCCCAAUUUGCUGCAAGAGUUCACUCCCCCUGCUGCUACCGUCACAUCGGUCAGCAGCUACUCACCAGACGGCCAGGAGGCCUCCUCACCUGGAGACUGGACUGUGGUGGAGGUGGAGACCCAACACUAGUCAACCGGGAAACAAGGACAUAAAGGAGUUUAGUCUUUUGCAACACACUGAUUGGUAAGUUGGGUGGCAAGAUUCACAAUUAUUUUGCAUUUACGCGUUUAACAUUGAAAAAAAAUCCCUUUGACAAAUUAACUAAUCAUUUCAAAAUACACAUCAAUAAUCAUGUAAGCAGGAUAGAAUUGAAUUGGACAUUCUGAAAAACUCUGAUCAUCUGAAAUACUUCUUUCUUGAACUUUAGUGGCAAACUAAAUAGUGUCUCGCCAUCUAGUGGUUGAUAGUGAAACUACACCACAAAUAAAUGGGAAAAACUAACUGCAACCAAAAUUGUAUUUUAAAAAAAUCUCAAAAUAGCAGUCCUCUGAACCCAGAAGUGUUUUAUAGUACCGAUACUGUUAAAUAUGAUCACAGCAUGCUUCCCUGCUAAAUUUGUCUUCAUUUAAAAGCACUGCUUUCAUUCCGUUUACAUGUAUGUUGUGUGGACCAUGCAGACAUCUAUGGUGUUUUUCUUCUAUUCAGAAUUCUCUAGAACUAUUUGAUUAGAUCUCAGAUUGUGAGAGUAUACCUAGUGUGUGUAUAUGUUUCUCAAACUGACAAAUGGCACUUAUAUUUCCCUUUAUCAUGUCAACUGGAGUGUCCACACAGGUAAGUUCUGUUUACUGAUGUUCAUGUUAGUGGCCCACCAAACCCUCAGUGUGGAAAAAAAAAAUGAAACAGACUAUUGUACUCAUCAAAUAGGAUUAUUUUCAGUCUAAAAAGGCUUUGAGCACACUCAACAGCAUCCAGUCAUUAAGUGUUGCUGUGACUUCAUCGGACAACCAGGAUUUCAUGGACCCAAUAGAAGCAUCAGUCAUGGUGGACUGAAGGGAGUGUGGGAGAGAAGAAGGCCCUUCUUGUGCUGUCAUGGGAGGAGGGGACACAAUGGACGGGUGAGGGCCUUGCAAGGGUGCUGGGGGGCGUCAGGGGUGCAGUUGUUGUCAUCCCUCUCAAAUUCCAAAGCUGUCGCCUCAUUUCCUGGGUCAGCCAGCAUUCAGGGAGUCGCCAAGGUUACCGAUGAUGUCAUGGUGAGGGAAGACGGGUUUAUUUGGGAUGAGACAAUGCACCGUUUUGGGCGGGUAGCUGGUGGGGAUGGGAGGAUGGGGGGAAUCUUUAUUCUUGUAAGGUCAUUUUGCAAAAACUUGAAAAAAAAAAGUAGGUUGUUUAUAUAUUCCACUUUAUUUUAUAAAUAAUUUUGUAAAGGUGUAUUACAUGACUGGGCAAGUAGCCACAAACUUUUACAGCGUCCCACAUGGGGAACAGCUGCUUUGUUUUUUAAGUCUGACAGGGAAUUUGCGCCCCCUUGUGGCUACUACGGUCAUGGGAUACACUGAGUUGCUGGAGAUUUAAUUAAUGCCCAACAUUUUUAAAUGCAAUCAUAUCUUUAGGCUCAGCGAGCACUUUAAGGAAUGGUAAGGUUAGAAAAAUGGACCAAUAUUAAUCAUCUGAAAACUGACUUUAACUGUGAAUUCUGAAUAUCCCCAGAUAUAAGAUGUUUAGACACUUUAUAUUCACUGUAUGUUGUACAUUUAUAUGUCUUUACAAUCUUGUGUUAUUCAAAGUGUAGGAAAGCAAGCUUAACCUGAUAAUUAUAUGCGUUAAUGGAGCAACAGUGUCAUCUAAAGGCUGGAUGAGACAUUAGCCUUUGUAUUAUGAAAAAGUUUUAUACAACAAAUAUUUAUAGAACUGCUACUAUUAAAAAGAAAUUUUCUAUGUAUUAAAAAUUUCUAUAUCUGCCAUCAUGUGUGGCAUUUGAAAGCAGCAUGUGCACAAUUCAUCUAUUCUCUAGUUUUUUAAACUAAUGUGGGAAACACAAAAUAUAUUAUAUAUUAUAUAAAAUAAGAUUUAUAAGACAGACAGUAAUAUUGCUAAUAGCUGCUAUACAUUUAUAUUAAUUCAUUAAAGGUUUUAUGAAUAUCCCCUCUCUAAUGAGCACAACCAGCGUUUGCAAUGCAUGUUACUGUAUAUCAUUUAAAUUAUAUUGUCUAGAGUGCCUCAAUGUCCCCUGUUAUUUAUUCUUCAACUGCUUUCCUCCACAUUUUUCUCUAUAUUGUGUCCAAAUUUCAUGUUUAUGUAGUCACAACUGUUUACAUUGAAAAUUGUGUUGUUAUUAUGUGUUAGUUUGAUCUUGUUUUUGUUUUUUGGGUUUUUUUAACCGCACAACGACUUCUGGUGUUCCAUUUGCCAAGUCACUUCCUGUGCAAAACUGAGAUAACGCUUGUUCAAAUAAUAAAUAAAAACAGUUGUUGACAA